AUGGCUUCUGGUGGGCGGCGCGCGGGCAAGACCGGUGGACGGAGACGGUGCAUGAUCAUAACUUCAAUCAUUGUUGCGCUCGUGGUCAUCGCCCUUGCUAUAGGCCUUGGGGUCGGUCUAGGUCGCGACCAUGGCGGCGGUAGCUCGUCCGGCUCUUCUUCAGCAUCACCCGCAAGUGGCACGCCAUUACCAUCGCCUCCUGCCAACGGGAGCAUUUAUCAGCCAGCAGUGAACAGCACCUGGCAGAUUGUGCUGCAAAAUCCGAUCAAUGUAUCUACUACGAUCACGCCACAUGUGGAUGUCUACGACAUUGACAUGUUCACCAAUCCGCAGAGCACAAUCCAGUCCUUGCAGCAAGCUGGCAUGAAAGUUAUUUGCUACUUCAGCGCGGGCUCGUAUGAACCGAGUCGGCCGGACUCAGGAGACUUCCAAGCAGCCGACAAAGGCAAAGAACUUGCUGGCUGGCCAGGAGAGUACUGGUUGAACUUGAACAGCACCAAUGUUCGCCAGAUCAUGGUGAAGCGGAUGCAGCUGGCUGCACAAAAGGGCUGCGAUGCUGUUGAUCCGGAUAACGUGGAUGGCUACUCCAACGACAAUGGUCUGGGUUUGACCCAGCAGGAUUCUAUCGACUUCGUGCAGUUCUUGGCUGAGCAUGCCCGCAAUCUCAGUCUAGCAAUUGGGCUCAAAAACGCAGGAGAUAUCGUGCAGAAUGUUCUACCGGUAGUACAAUUCUCUGUCAAUGAGCAGUGCAUACAUUACAGCGAAUGUGCCACCUUCGCACCUUUCGUCGCGGCCGGCAAGCCAGUCUUCAACAUCGAGUAUCCAAGUGGCGCUGGCUCGACCAUCGCAGUCGAAAAAUAUCAGACCAUCUGCACAGACUCUGGAAACGCAGCGAACAGUACUGAUUUCAGCAAAGUUAUGAAGACUAUGGACCUUACUGGCUGGGUGGAAUACUGUAAUGGUAGUGUUUUUGAUACAUCGAUGUCUUCUAGCUGA
Recurvomyces mirabilis is the source of this 996-nucleotide messenger RNA. RefSeq lists its product as uncharacterized. NCBI's taxonomy places the organism in Eukaryota, Fungi, Ascomycota, Dothideomycetes, Mycosphaerellales, Teratosphaeriaceae. The record is from RefSeq and is a predicted model, not a curated record. The coding region runs from base 1 to 996 and encodes 331 amino acids. The transcript has 2 exons.